Paramuricea clavata is the source of this 1139-nucleotide messenger RNA. NCBI's taxonomy places the organism in Eukaryota, Metazoa, Cnidaria, Anthozoa, Malacalcyonacea, Plexauridae. The record is from the annotation of a GenBank genome assembly.
AAUCAACCGACAAUGAUAGACGAUUUUUGAAUCGUUUGAAUGGGCCAAUUUUUGCAAGGUUGUGACUUGUGAGCAAAACCGGUUAUGCAGGUUAUCCUGCUAGUAGAGAGCCAAUCGGAAAGCAGAAUAGCUUAUAUCCGGUAAAUAAAAAUCAAAAGGUAAAGAAGGGAAAACCCUUAGCGGACUGUGGGGAAACAUCGAUUUUUUGGAUCAGACUCCCAAUAAAAACCGCAAUAAAGUGUUUAUUUAGUACUAUCUUACAGUAUAGUGUGCGGUGCUAAUACAAUCUAUAUCAUAAUUGAUAAACAAUAUGGGGAGCUCCUUUUCUACUAAUCCGACGCCACAAGAGCACAGUCUAUCACUGGCUUUGGUUCAAUACGACACCCAGAAAGCCAACGCAGCCAUACAACAUACCAAUAGCGACUUUGUCGAUCCGCACUGUUUGGUGAACACCCUUUUGCCGGGAGAUAUGAUUCAAAAGAAGGGUAACUUUAUUCUUCAGUGGUUCUACAGUCACUUUGCGAUCUACAUCGGUAAUGGCGAGAUAGUUCAUGCUACCAUCCCCAACAACCAGAUGUACGGAAAGUGCUUUAUCGCCAGGGCGAUUAUGGUAAACGAGUUCAGUAGCGAACUUGUGAGAAAAAACAAUCACUUAGACAACGCAGUUGGUUUUCAGAUUCAACCUCUCCAUCAUAUCGUGCAAACAGCUCGAGGUCAAGUUGGUCAACCUUGGGAUUACAACUUCAUCACGCACAACUGCGAGCAUUUUACAACAUGGUGUCGAUACGGCCGCGAAGUUAGUCUUCAGUCUUGGGGCAUUGGUGACCUAAUAUCUGGUAAAAUUUCCUUGGGCGAGUAUGUGGCUCACAGUGUUUACAGUAUCAAGGAAAAAGCGACUACGUUUUGGAGCUGGUUUAAACGUAAAACAGUGGGUAUUUAUUAUUCCAUUGGGUAAGUCUGAAACACAUUUUUAUCAAAUAUGAUGUAGCCGAAAUGCAACAGGAAAGGAAUAGAGGUUACGAUUUUUCUCAGAAAAGUCGUAUCUUUGUGAGAAACUCCAAGUGCUUCACAGGCCUAGAGCGUAGUCCAGGCCAGGGACGCCGGAACGAUGUGAAGGCAAGGGGGGGCAGAUUUUCGUG